AUCGUGUUAACUAUUAAAUUAAUUUUUUAAAUAAUGGGUAAACACGAAAAAAAGUCGAAAAGCCAUAAAUCUGAGAAACAUAAGAAGGACAAAAAGAAACAUAAGAAACGUCAUUAUAGCUCAAGUUCUUCUGAUAGUAGUACUGGAGAUGAGUGGGUGGAAAAGGAAACUACACCAAAACAAAAAUUUGAAGAGCCCAAGCAGAGAGAGGAUUGGUUUUCACUUCCUGCAAAUUUUACAACAAUAUCAAAUCAUGACAGGAGACGAGAGAGAGAAUUGAAUAAGAGAAAUGAAAAAGAAGAGGAUAAAUACAACCCUAGUAAAAAUGUACGUGAAUUGAAUCCAUAUUGGAAGGAUGGUGGUGAUGGAUUGCCCAGUGAAUUUAAGAAACCAUCAAAUGAUGAUUUUGACAUUGAAUCAACAUCAUCUCAUAAGCAUAAAAGUGUAUCUUCAUCCAAUUGGAGGAAACCAAAAAAUGAUUUAAAUGAACACAAUCAUAAAAGUGCUUCUUCUUCUAAUUGGAGAAAAAAGAAAGAUCAAUCUUCUGUUACAUUAAAAAAUGAAUCAGAUAAUAGAAGAAGCAGUCCUGAAAUGAAUGAAGACAAUACCAUAAAUGAAGAAACAAAGAUAUUAUCAGAUAAGGAAUUAAAUGCUUUAGCUGCUAAAUUAGUUAAAGCUGAAAUUAUGGGAAAUACUAAAUUAAUUGAAGAACUUAAAAAUAAGUUAGAAAUUGCUAGAAAAUUGAGAGAAUGUGGUGUUAAAGAAGAUCAUGAAGUUAUAUUAACACGCACAGAUUCUAAAGGAUUUGCAAGGCCUGUUAAAAUGCAAUCAGAUUAUAAAGAUACUUCAAAGAAGAAGAAACAAAAAGUUGAAACACAUUCAGAUUCCGGCGAUAGAAUGCGUUACUUUGCAGAUGACGAUAACUACUCGUUGAAACAGAUGUUUGAAAAUGAAAAGUUUAAUAGUGCAGAAGAGCAGAACAAUCAAUUUGCGAAAUUAGCAGGGAAAAUUAGAAAGAAUGACGAUAUGGACGAAAUAUUUGCUGAUAACAUAAGAAACAAAGAAUCUGAUGCAAAGGUGGAUAAAAGAAAUACAGACAGAGCAAUUGAUGAGCACCAAAGAAUGACAAAGAGUUUGGACACCUGCAGCAAGUGUUUGCAAUCCACUAACAUGCUGAAACAUCUUAUGGUAUCUAUGGGAGAAACUAUUUAUUUAAGUUUACCUUCAUAUGAACCUUUAACAGAAGGUCAUUGCCUUUUGAUUCCAUUAAGGCAUGUUAUUUCAUGCACCCAAUUAGACGAAAAUGAGUUUUCAGAAUUGAUGAAUUUUAGAAAAAUGUUGACAAAGAUGUACUUAGAUGAUGGUGACGAUGUUAUAUUCUUUGAAACUGCCAUGUUCUUUAAUAGUCAUCCACAUAUGGUGAUAAAUUGCAUACCAUUGCCAAAAGAGGAAGGCGACAUGGCUCCAAUUUAUUUUAAAAAGGCCAUUGAUGAGUCUGAAACUGAAUGGGCAACAAACAAGAAAUUGAUUUCUUUAGCAGGCAAGAAUAUUUGUAAAGUGGUGCCAAAAGGAUUACCUUAUUUUAGUGUAUCUUUUGGAAUGACCGAGGGCUACGCGCAUAUAAUUGAAGACCAGGAAAAUUUUCCCAAAAAUUUUGCCCAUGAAAUUAUUGGUGGAAUGUUGGAUUUACAUCAUAGCAAGUGGAGAAAACCGAAACGGCAGACGUUUGAUGAACAAAGUAAACGAGUUUUAGAGUUUUCUAAAAAAUGGAAGGAAUAUGAUACAAGUUUGACAAAAUACUAGAUUUUUGUUUGA
Messenger RNA from Nicrophorus vespilloides, 1815 nucleotides. RefSeq names its product CWF19-like protein 2 homolog. Gene Ontology annotation, biological process: mRNA splicing, via spliceosome. Bases 34 to 1803 code for a protein of 589 amino acids. Lineage: Eukaryota; Metazoa; Arthropoda; Insecta; Coleoptera; Silphidae. The record is from RefSeq and is a predicted model, not a curated record. The transcript is spliced from 2 exons. Gene Ontology annotation, cellular component: post-mRNA release spliceosomal complex.